Diaporthe citri is the source of this 444-nucleotide messenger RNA. RefSeq lists its product as uncharacterized. Gene Ontology annotation, biological process: DNA-templated transcription. The record is from RefSeq and is a predicted model, not a curated record. The coding region runs from base 1 to 444 and encodes 147 amino acids. Lineage: Eukaryota; Fungi; Ascomycota; Sordariomycetes; Diaporthales; Diaporthaceae. The transcript is spliced from 4 exons. Gene Ontology annotation, cellular component: RNA polymerase I complex; RNA polymerase III complex. Gene Ontology annotation, molecular function: protein dimerization activity; DNA-directed RNA polymerase activity; DNA binding.
AUGUCGAACGAAAACGGGGACGACACCGUCAUGGACGACGCGCAGGAGUCUCAAAACGGCGAGCAGGCCGCAGAUGAGCUUGAACUGGACGAGACCAAGUUGUUCCUGCUCCCCGGCUCCACGCCCACGGCGGCUUCAUUUGAGUUCCGUGACGAGGGCCACACUUUGGGCAACGCCCUGAGGUACAUCAUCAUGAAGAACCCUGAUGUCGAGUUCUGUGCCUACGCCAUUCCCCAUCCUUCAGAGGCCAAGAUGAACAUGAGAAUCCAGACCUACGAGGGCACCACUGCUAUUGACGCCCUCAAGAAGGGACUCAAGGACCUCCAAGAUAUGUGUGAUGUUGUCGCCGAAAAGUUCUGGGACGCAAGGCAGUCUGUUCCUCAGAUCCCAGCCCCCUCCAAGAAGCAGUUGCAGUCCAACGGCGAGCCACGGCUGUUCGACUAG